CCUGCAACACCUGCAUCACCAUCCACUUCGAGGCUCCGGAGACAAACUCCACCGAUGCCAACAAGCCCUUUCAUCAUCAUCCUACGAGUAUUGCGACCUUCCUGUCUUCGACCAAGGCUAGUACCCUCCGGGCAAAGGCCCCGAUGCCAGCCUCCGAAGGAAAAGGUACUGUAGUGCUGAUUCCGGCCAUUGAUUGGCACACCGAUGUCUGCAUCUGGCAAGGCAGAGAUGAUCCAAAGCCAGGAACAUCAUCAAGAUGCAUAGUUCCGUCCCGCCAACCAUGAGGACCGGUAUGCAAAGGAAACCGCCGGUGCCAUGUGGCGUGUCAUUCUGUCAAGACAGCUCCGGAAAGUUGAUUCCCAGCCCUUGAGGAAGCCGUGAAGCCCUUCGAUGACCGAUGACGGAACGCGGUAUUCUUUCUUAACUACCCCAAACUGCGAUCUUCCUUCUGUAUACCUCGCCGGCAUUCUGUAGAAAUCCGAGAGAGGUCGCGCUCACAGCGUCCUUUUGCUCUUCAUUCGUUUUAUCUACCUCUCAUUUGAACUACCAACAUUCGCUCGUACACUCCAGCUAUCGCUGGACUGCAGCAUGCGUACAUGUGAAGGCGGGGGAUAUUAAAAAAGCGCAAAGUAUCCAAGAUGCAUUUUUCACUCGGACUGUUGGCGGCUUCAUCGCUGGCCGUAGCAAUAGCAUCUGCAGAGGCGCCGACCGCAACGACCAUUGAGACGCCGCAUCCAGGUCCUCCACCGCCAGUGCUGCAGAAUACCACCGUCAUAAAUGAAACAAUCAUUGAAAUAUGUCCACCUCCACCUACUGUCUUUUUCAAUGUCACCGACUACGUACCUAUCACCGAAACAGCAACAACUACAGUCACCGCCGUUACCACCGCAACAUAUAUCGAUACCACCACUCAACCCAUUACCAUUUUCCAGACGAUAAUAUCAACCACAGUCGUGACAGCGACGUCGACAGUAACUACGACCGAGACCGAGACCGAGACUGAUACAGAGACGUCAACGACUACGACCACGACGCUUUCGAUCAGCCCGACAACGGACACUGCGACGAUAACCAAUACAGCCACAGAUACGACGACCGACACGCUCACAGAAACAACGAGCACGACUAACACUGCCACCGAACUCAUUUCCGAGUACUUGACAACAGAGCAAGUCACGAGCAUCACGCUCUGCCCGACAAGAAUAGCCAAUCCAACUUAUACCGCGAAUGAGCCGUACCCUACCGAUUGGACAUGGGGUUGUCCCCCGGGUUGGCUUUGUCGACCACAACGACAAAAUUGUAACUUUGAAGCCGGUAUUCCUGCCGAUGGCUUCUAUUGUGCUCCCAAUGAAUGUAUACCUGCGGAGGCUCUUCCCGCCUACCUCCCAACAUGGGAUGCCGACAUUUACGGCAACGCCACACCAAUCACCAAUCCAGGCCUCAAUGUUCAAGCCAUCGACGACUUUUUCAACAUGGGCCCUGAGCAAUUUGGCCUUACUUAUCAGAUCUUCGUCGUCGACGAAGUCUUUACCCUCACAUCAACGUUCCUUGAACAGCCUACGCCCACUCUCGCGGCCCGUCAAGCGCAGACCAGUGUCCCAGGAGCCUGUUACCCGUGGUGUAACAACUGCCUCCUCGAAGCACAGUCCAGCGGCAAAUCUCCCAAACUUUGCCUACCCGGAUCCGCAUUCGAAACGUCACUGAAUCAGUGUGAGCAGUGCAUCAAUGUCCAUCGCGGCGACGAUACAGGCUUUGUCCAGAUUGCGCCACAGUUCCAGCAAUUCUUAGACUACUGUGAUCAAUAUGCCACAGUUGUCGUUACGACAUCUGCGACGGUGACCACGAGCAACGCUGGCGGCACGACGAUCAGUGUCGUAUCCUCGACAAUAUCGACUACAGUCACGCCGAAAGCCUCGGCUUCAACGUCGACAUCGAGCGGUCCACUAAGCUCGAGUACAACAGUCGUGGCAACGACGGUGACCACGCCAACAUCGCCUUCUUCUGCCGCGCCAACUUCACCACCCAUCACAACGACGGAGUCAGCGCCAUCGACAAGCUACACACAGACCACCGUGGCGUCGACCGACUGGUCUCAAAUCACCAUCAUCAUGCCCGUCGGGGACAACAGUACCACGACCGUGUAUGGCUCGACCCUACCCAGCGGCAGCGCCACCCUCGUCCUUCCUGAGCCCGUCAGCUCGAGUCCAGUCACUUCAGAUGUCACUGGCCCCGCUGCGUCGGGAACCUCGUCGGCAUCGCCGGCGACCUUCACUGGCGCAGCUGUCGCCGUGAAAUUUGCAGCAUCACCCGGACGGAACGCGUGGAUGACGAUGCUGCUGGACCUACUGGUCCCCACACUCCUUGCACUAGUUUUUUGAGGCAAUGAGAAAGUGUGUCGGAAUGUGUAUAGGGACGGGCCACAAACAAAUUUGGACACGCACACGAUAGUAGAAGUCCUAGCGGUCGGAGAUUUUGGGCCCAGUGGGCCCCCGGAACAUACAGUCCGCGAAAACGAAAAAACGAGAGGCAAAUUUUUUGUAUGUUGGGAUGAUGAUUAACUUAAUGUAAGUUGGAAGUAGCAAGAGCAAGUCGAGACUUGAAA
Exophiala oligosperma is the source of this 2602-nucleotide messenger RNA. RefSeq lists its product as uncharacterized. The transcript has 3 exons. NCBI's taxonomy places the organism in Eukaryota, Fungi, Ascomycota, Eurotiomycetes, Chaetothyriales, Herpotrichiellaceae. The record is from RefSeq and is a predicted model, not a curated record. The coding region runs from base 639 to 2378 and encodes 579 amino acids.